AGGCGCUCGGCUCGAACGUGUACAGACGUCGUAGAGUCCGCUGCUUCCGGUGCCUUGCGCAAGGAUUCCAGAGAGCGCCCAUGUUCGGCGGGGGCCUCUUCGGUGGCGACAGGGGCCCAGGUGGCUUCUUCGGAGGAGGUGUUCCAGGCCGCUUUGACAACCAGUACCAAGUCUUCCCGGUGUCUUUCAUGGGCAAAGAAGAGCUCGAGAAGGGCAACAAGAUCAUCCUCCCGCAGUCCGCACUGGACCACCUGGCCCGGCUGAACAUCUCCUGGCCCAUGCUGUUCGAGAUGACCAAUCCAGCUACAAAUAGAUCUACACACGGAGGUGUACAAGAAUUCAUUGCUGAGGAGGGCACCUGCUUCUUCCCCUACUGGAUGAUGCAGAACCUCUUGCUCACAGAGGGUGAUUUAGUGCGAAUCACCAACACCACGCUGCCCAAAGGGAGCUUCGUCAAGCUGCAGCCAGUGCAUUCGGAUUUCCUGGACAUUCACAACCCUCGGGCGGUCCUGGAGAAUUCCUUGAGGAAUUUCGCCACCCUCACCGUGGGCGACUGCGUAGUGAUCGACUACAAUCAAAGGAAAUAUGAGAUCGAGAUUGUGGAGUGCAAGCCGGCGAAAGCCAUCUCCAUCAUCGAGGCGGACGUGAAUGUGGACUUUGCCCCGCCCAAGGACUACAAGGAGCCGGCCGCGCCGGUGGCCAGCGCUCAUGUGGCCGCCAAGGUGGAAGAUGCUCCGGAGCCGGUCCCGGAGGACACCGGUCCCAAGCUCUUUGGGGGCAGUGGUCAGCGGGUGGAUGGAAAGCCCAUCAAGACGCCCUUGGCCUCACCAGCCUCAGGGCCCGCGGCCGCCCCUGUCUAUGACGAGGAGGCGAUCAUGCCGUGGAUCAAGAGAAUACCGCGAGGCGUGAAAUGGACCUCGCCCCCCUAUGGCUACGGCGCGGGUCACAUGACCGGCGCCAAGGGAUGAAAGAGCUACGUCCCUUUUCACCGUCAUACCAUCGGACAGAGUCAUACUGAGAAAAGGAA
Messenger RNA from Effrenium voratum, 1027 nucleotides. NCBI's taxonomy places the organism in Eukaryota, Dinophyceae, Suessiales, Symbiodiniaceae. The record is from the annotation of a GenBank genome assembly.